AUGUCCUUUCUCCUGCGCCGGCGUGUUCAGCCUCGUAAUAUUUCUAGGCUAUUUACAGCGGGCCGUAGGAAUCUCUCGUUGGCCCGCUUCGAUUGGGAGGAUCCAGUUUCUUCCAAGAGUUUGCUCACCUCGGAAGAACUCGACAUUCAGGAGACUGCUCGAGCAUACUGCCAAGAGCGCCUACUACCUCGAGUCCUCGGCAAAAGUGAGAAUUAUGACCGAAACAUUCUCCGGGAAAUGGGAGAACUAGGCCUUCUUGGAGCCACAAUAUCGACCCAUGGGUGCGCGGGCGUUAGCAGUGUGGCUUCAGGUCUCAUCACAAAGGAAGUUGAACGCGUCGACUCAGGCUACAGAUCCGGCAUGUCUGUCCAGAGCUCUCUUGUCAUGGGUCCAAUUGCCGAACACGGCACAGAAGAGCAAAAGGACCGCUUUCUACCCCCGUUAGGUCAAGGAACCUUGAUUGGAUGCUUUGGUCUGACAGAGCCAAAUCACGGCUCUGACCCUGGGUCUAUGGAGACUAUCGCCCGUGUACACCCAACAAAGAAAGGAUACUACUCACUCUCUGGUGCAAAGACUUGGAUUACCAACUCUCCCAUAGCGGACCUGCUUCUGGUCUGGGCUAAACUAGAGACUACGGGCAAAAUCCGUGGCUUUCUCAUAGAACGAAACCAAUGCCCUCCUGGAACUCUUGAAACGCCUGCUCUCAAAGAGAAGAACGGCCUGAGAGCAUCUAUUACCGGUAUGAUCCAGCUCGAUGGCUGCCCAGUACCUGAAGAAAAUAUGCUCCAGGUGGAGGGCCUCAAGGGGCCGUUCAGCUGUCUCAACUCGGCCCGAUAUGGUAUCGCCUUUGGUACAAUGGGAGCUCUGGAGGACUGUAUUGACCGUGCGAGGACAUAUGCACUGGACAGAAAGCAGUUCAGUAACCCACUCGCAAAGUAUCAGCUUGUGCAAAAGAAGCUCAGUGACGCUCUCACAGACGCUGCUUAUGGUACUCUGGCGGCUAUUCAAGUGGGAAGACUCAAGGAUGAGGGCACCUUGGCGCCUGAGAUGAUCUCGAUGAUCAAGAGACAGAACUGUGAUCGGGCGUUGGCAGGAGCUCGCACAGCAGGACGCCACGUCGCAAAUCUCUUCGUAGUUCAGACCUAUGAAGGGCAGUCUGAUAUACACUCUAUGAUUGUUGGGAAGGGGAUCACAGGGUUGCAGGCCUUCUACUAG
Fusarium redolens is the source of this 1215-nucleotide messenger RNA. RefSeq names its product acyl-CoA dehydrogenase/oxidase. NCBI's taxonomy places the organism in Eukaryota, Fungi, Ascomycota, Sordariomycetes, Hypocreales, Nectriaceae. Gene Ontology annotation, biological process: fatty-acyl-CoA biosynthetic process; fatty acid beta-oxidation using acyl-CoA dehydrogenase. The transcript is spliced from 4 exons. Gene Ontology annotation, molecular function: fatty-acyl-CoA binding; flavin adenine dinucleotide binding; glutaryl-CoA dehydrogenase activity. The coding region runs from base 1 to 1215 and encodes 404 amino acids. Gene Ontology annotation, cellular component: mitochondrial inner membrane. The record is from RefSeq and is a predicted model, not a curated record.